Carassius carassius (crucian carp) is the source of this 1991-nucleotide messenger RNA. RefSeq names its product vesicular glutamate transporter 1-like. Bases 82 to 1857 code for a protein of 591 amino acids. Gene Ontology annotation, molecular function: neurotransmitter transmembrane transporter activity; L-glutamate transmembrane transporter activity. Gene Ontology annotation, biological process: neurotransmitter loading into synaptic vesicle; monoatomic anion transport; transmembrane transport. The transcript has 13 exons. The record is from RefSeq and is a predicted model, not a curated record. NCBI's taxonomy places the organism in Eukaryota, Metazoa, Chordata, Actinopteri, Cypriniformes, Cyprinidae. Gene Ontology annotation, cellular component: excitatory synapse; synaptic vesicle membrane.
GUGUGUGUGGGUGGAAGGGGGCUGAGUGCGAGUGUGUGCGCGUGCAGGAGAGCGGGAUCUCGCAGAGUGGAGUUGUAGAGGAUGGAGGUCCGACCUGAGCGCUUUAAAGCAGCAGCGGCGAAAACACUUGGCAGGAUAAACCGGGUUCUGGAGAAGCGUCAGGAGAAUGGAGAGACGAUCGAGUUGUCAGCAGAAGGUCGUCCAGAGCUGCGGGAGGAGAAGGAGCUUCCCGUGGUGGACUGUACGUGUUUCGGUCUGCCGCGCCGAUACAUCAUCGCCAUAUUAUCAGGCCUAGGCUUCUGCAUCUCCUUCGGCAUCCGCUGUAAUCUAGGAGUAGCUGUCGUGAGCAUGGUGAACAACCACACCGUCUAUAGAGAAGGCAAGCCGUACAUCGUGAAAGCUCAGUUCACCUGGGACCCAGAGACUGUAGGAAUGAUUCAUGGCUCGUUUUUUUGGGGAUAUAUUGUCACUCAGAUUCCUGGAGGAUUCAUCUGUCAGAAAUUCGCUGCUAACAGGGUUUUUGGCUUUGCUGUUGUGGCCACGUCUGUCUUAAAUAUGCUGAUUCCCACAGCAGCACGAAUGCACUUCGGCUGUGUGAUUUUUAUCAGGAUACUACAGGGACUGGUGGAGGGCGUAUCUUACCCAGCAUGCCACGGGAUCUGGGCGAAAUGGGCCCCGCCCCUCGAGAGAAGCCGAUUGGCCACAACAGCGUUCUGUGGCUCGUACGCAGGAGCUGUGAUAGCGAUGCCGUUAGCUGGAGUCCUGGUGCAGUACUCAGGCUGGUCCUCAGUCUUCUAUGUGUACGGAAGUUUUGGGGUCUGCUGGUAUUUGUUCUGGAUCCUGGUGUCGUAUGAGAGUCCGGCGGCUCAUCCCACCAUCACCCCGGAGGAGAGGAAAUACAUCGAAGAUGCCAUCGGAGAAUCUGCUGGACUGAUGAACCCGCUGACGAAGUUCAACACUCCAUGGCGUCAGUUCUUCACAUCCAUGCCCGUUUACGCCAUCAUCGUGGCCAAUUUCUGCAGGAGCUGGACGUUUUACCUGCUGCUCAUCAGUCAGCCGGCGUAUUUCGAAGAGGUGUUCAAGUUUGAGAUCAGCAAGGUGGGAAUCCUCUCGGCUCUUCCUCAUCUGGUGAUGACCAUCAUCGUGCCGAUCGGAGGACAGCUGGCCGACUAUCUGCGGAGUCACAACAUCAUGACCACCACAAACGUCAGGAAACUCAUGAACUGUGGAGGUUUCGGGAUGGAGGCCACGUUUCUUCUAGUGGUGGGUUUCUCUCACAGUAAGGGCAUCGCCAUCUCCUUUCUGGUCCUUGCUGUCGGAUUUAGUGGUUUUGCCAUCUCAGGGUUCAAUGUCAAUCAUCUGGACAUCGCUCCACGUUACGCCAGUAUCCUGAUGGGCAUCUCUAACGGUGUCGGGACGCUCUCUGGCAUGGUGUGUCCUCUGAUCGUCGGUGCCAUGACCAGAAACAAGACGCGGGAGGAUUGGCAGUACGUGUUUCUUAUUGCAUCACUUGUUCAUUAUGGUGGAGUUAUCUUCUACGGUAUCUUCGCGUCAGGUGAGAAGCAGUCGUGGGCGGAGCCAGAGAACAUGAGCGAGGAGAAAUGUGGGAUAUUAGGAGAAGACGAGCUGGCGAAUGAAACGGAAGAGCUGUACCACUCAGUGGGCGGGGGCUACGGAGCAACCAUCCAAUCAGGUGACCCCAAUGGGGCGGGGCCUGGAGGGGGCGGAGCUGGUGGAAGCUGGGCCUCAGACUGGGACAAAACGGAGGAAUACGUCCAACCUGUGGGAACGAACAGCUUCCUGUAUGGAGGAGAGGGCAAUGAGCCAAUGAUUGUGAGGCUCAGAGAUCGAGAGUAAAACUGGAUGGGAACAGGACAGGGGGAAACAAGGACUGAAUAUUCCUCCCCUACACAAACUGACUGGGAUGGAGGAAGUUGUUUUGACCCAAACUAGAAAAAAAUAACAUAAUUAACAUCAAAUCUUUAUCUGAA